UCCGCCUGCAAGGAGUAUCUGAAGCUAUUAAUCAACAGAUUGCCAAGUACGACAGCAGUGAAUUCGACGACGACAAGGAGACCCAGGGCCAGGACGCCGAGGGUGUCUGGUCCCCCGACAUCGAGCAAAGCUUCCAGGAGGCCCUUGCCAUCUAUCCUCCAUGUGGCCGCCGAAAAAUUAUUCUCUCCGACGAGGGUAAAAUGUAUGGACGAAAUGAAUUAAUAGCUCGAUAUAUUAAACUUCGAACGGGAAAGACUCGAACUCGGAAGCAGGUGAGCUCGCAUAUCCAGGUUCUAGCGAGACGAAAAUUGCGAGAAAUCCAGGCCAAGCUAAAGGUUCCUGGUCCACACGGACACUCUUACCUAGAGCAGGCGCAUAAAGAGAAAGCGUUGCAGCAGAUGCAGCAGAUGAGCUCCGCCCAGAUAGUCUCCGCCUCCGCCCUGCACAACAGGGUGAUGCAUCCGCAUCAUCCAGGGUCACCGCAUCAUCCGCCUUCCCCGCAUCAUCCUCCUGUAUCAUAUCAUCAAUUCUGGCAACCUCAACUACAUCAUCCACAAGAAGAUGUGAAACCGUUUAUUCAGCAGCCUCCUUUCUCCCUGGGAGAGGUGAAACCUCCCAUGCCCUUGAUGUGCGGGACCCCGCCCCCCAUCACCCCCCACUGGUUGGGGAGAUCGAUUGCCACGAGCCGGUUGAGGUUGUUGGAGCACACAGCCUUCGUGGAGCAGGGUGAGGGUGAGGAGUAUCAACAGCAUUUCUUCGUUCAUAUCUCAAAUAAUGUUUCCUACACAGAUCCAGUUCUUGAGCCUGUAGAUGUUCGACAGAUCCAGGACAAGUUCCCGGAGAAGACCGGAGGGUUGAAGGACCUGUAUGAGAAGGGACCCAGAGAUGCGUUCUUCUUGGUCAAGUUCUGGGCGGAUCUUAACACUAAUAUUUCGGACGAAUCAGCUUUCUACGGAGUCAAUUCAACUUAUGAGAGUUCGGAGAAUAUGACGAUCCAAUGCUCCACGAAGGUCUGCAGCUUUGGCAAGCAGGUGGUGGAGAAGGUGGAGACUGAGCACGCCAGGUUUGAGGGCGGGAGGUACGUUUACAAGCUGCACAGAUCUCCGCUCUGUGAGUACAUGGUCAACUUCAUCCUCAAGCUGAAGCACCUGCCGGAGAAGUACAUGAUGAACAGUGUCCUAGAGAACUUCACGAUCUUACAGUGUUUAACAAACAGUGAAACCGGAGAGACAUUGCUCUGUACCGCGUACGUAUUUGAAGUUUCAACCAGUGAUCAUGGAGCCCAACAUCAUAUAUACAGACUUGUUCGAGAUUGAACACGUUUUACAAAAUUAAAUUAUAAGGAUUAAUGCAAUUUUCCGUCCAACACGCUUUCGAGGAAUCAUGAUCUCAAAAUUUUGAUAUUUUUCCCGCGUUUUUUUUAUUGACUGAGCUUCUGUGCCUGCAGUACGUUUGAAAACUGGAUCUCAUCGUGUGUUUACAAACAAAAAAGAUCUCAACAGUUUUAUGAUCAUUUAUAUUGGAACCAUUUAUAGAUAAAAAAGUUUGCAUUUGAAAUUUUUUUGGACUGAACUAAAAAAUACUGUUUUCUUCCCAUUUUUUUGUCAAUGAGCUAUCAAGAUUUUUUUCUACGUUUUAUGCUUUAUAAAAGUUUCAAAUAUUUUUUUAUACUUCAAAUGCAAAUUCAUUUUUAGAACCCAGGGUAGUUUUUUUUGUCUACGACAGAAGUAAAGUUGAAAGAUACAGGGUCAUUCACAAAGUAAGAAACCCCAGAUUUUAUUUCGCCUUUUACAAAUAUUCCGAAUUUUCUAAUUAACAAACUUAUUUAUUUGCCGCAUUUUUAAAUAAUUACAAAUUUAUUUUGUAUAAAGUUGUGGAUAACCCUGUAUUUGAAUUAAUUAAGACAAAUCUUAAAAAAAUAACAAUUUUAAAAAGAAUCCAAGAACCAUGAUCAUCCUUGUGCCAAUUAAUCUGAAAUGAAAACGCUUAAAGUUUUACUUGAUGAGGAAAUGUUAAGGAUUAUUUUUCUAUUCUCCCGGAAAAGGAUAUUUUUAGAAAAUGCAUAAUAUCAAAAUUUAGAAAUAUUCAUAAUAAUUAUUAAUAUUUGUAAAUGAAAAUAGUAUUUGCUGUGAUAUAGUUAAAUAUAUGAUAUUAUAUAAUAUUGUUUUAUACUUUUGUAAAUAAAUCAUUUCAUGCAUAUAAAAAGUUUAAAAGUUUUGUCAUUAAAUACAGUGAUGGCAAAAAAAAGUUUC
Messenger RNA from Eurytemora carolleeae, 2252 nucleotides. Its product is annotated as transcriptional enhancer factor TEF-3. Gene Ontology annotation, biological process: hippo signaling; embryonic organ development; regulation of transcription by RNA polymerase II. Gene Ontology annotation, cellular component: transcription regulator complex. The transcript has 5 exons. Bases 201 to 1316 code for a protein of 371 amino acids. Lineage: Eukaryota; Metazoa; Arthropoda; Copepoda; Calanoida; Temoridae. Gene Ontology annotation, molecular function: RNA polymerase II cis-regulatory region sequence-specific DNA binding; DNA-binding transcription factor activity, RNA polymerase II-specific. The record is from RefSeq and is a predicted model, not a curated record.